Molecule: messenger RNA, 612 nt
Organism: Acanthosepion pharaonis
Lineage: Eukaryota; Metazoa; Mollusca; Cephalopoda; Sepiida; Sepiidae
Source: the annotation of a GenBank genome assembly
AUGUUAUUCGUUACCGUUCUCAAUCUCUUCAUUCAUUUUUUUUGCAGGCUUUUCGACAGCAUGGACAAAAUUCAAAUCCGCACGAUUUUCUUGUUCCAGUUCAAACUAGGCCGAAAAGCUGCCGAGACAGCUCAUCUCUCUCUCUCCUCUCUCUCUCUCUCUCUCUCUCUCUCUCUCUCUCUCUCUCUCUGUGGAAAAUGCCACUCUCUCGGCUUGGGAAGUCUUGAUCCAGUGUCACGGGGAACCGUUACGACGGGAGACUGCCAGGCUACAUCGGAUGACCAGGACUUCUCUAGGUGUCACGACCAUGCUCUAAAGCGACCACAAACACUGUCACUGCUUUCACAACCGUUGGAUCAUCAGGUGAUCUCUUCCGCUCGUUCUGUCGAGAGACAGUCUUCGCAUGCAGUAGGGCUGACACGUGCCAAGCCUAACUUGCAGACCCGUCGGCUAUCCUCACCUGGUUUGGCCAGCUCGCCAAAGCCGUUCCCCGGAAGUGGCCGCUGUUGCAUGCGACAGGAUUCUAAGAGCCACAGAUGGGAGCUGGAUAACAGGUUAAGACCUGUGGCAGAAGAGCAUUCCGUAAAACAGCAUGGCGACCCCCUGCUAUAG